UCAAGGGCGCGGUGGUGGCAGUCAUCGGCGCCGUCGUGGACGUGCAUUUCCACGACGGGCUGCCCAACAUCCUGAGCGCCUUGGAGGUGCCCGGCCGGAACCCGCGACUCGUGCUUGAGGUGGCGCAGCACUUGGGGGAAGGCACGGUGCGGACCAUCGCCAUGGACGGCACGGAGGGCCUGCAGCGCGGCCAGGAGGUCCUGGACACGGGCAAGCCCAUCAGCAUCCCCGUGGGCACCGGCACGCUGGGCCGCAUCAUCAACGUCAUCGGAGAGCCGAUCGACGAGCGGGGCCCUAUCGAGACCACCAUGUUCGCCCCGAUCCACGCCGAGGCCCCCGAGUUCGCCGAGAUGAGCGUGGAGCAGGAGAUCUUGGUGACCGGCAUCAAGGUGGUCGACUUACUCGCGCCGUAUGCCAAAGGAGGGAAGAUUGGUUUGUUUGGCGGUGCUGGCGUGGGCAAGACGGUGCUCAUCAUGGAGUUGAUCAACAACGUGGCUCGUGCGCACGGCGGCUACUCCGUGUUCGCGGGGGUCGGGGAGCGCACCCGCGAGGGCAACGAUCUGUACAAGGAGAUGAUUGAAGGCGGUGUCAUCUCCCUCCAGGACAAUACCUCCAAGGUGGCGCUGGUGUACGGCCAAAUGAACGAGCCACCAGGAGCGCGCGCGCGCGUGGCCCUGACCGGCCUCACCCUGGCUGAGCACUUUCGCGACCACGAGGGCCAGGACGUACUGCUGUUCAUCGACAACAUCUUCAGGUUCACCCAGGCGGGCUCCGAGGUGUCUGCUCUACUGGGCAGGAUCCCCUCAGCCGUCGGGUACCAGCCAACGCUGUCCACGGACAUGGGGGCCAUGCAGGAGAGGAUCACGACCACCAGGAAGGGCUCCAUCACCUCGGUGCAGGCCGUGUACGUCCCCGCCGACGACCUGACGGACCCCGCCCCCGCCACGACGUUCGCGCACCUGGACGCCACUACCGUGCUGUCGAGGGGCAUCGCGGAGCUGGGCAUCUACCCCGCCGUGGACCCACUGGACUCGACGUCGCGAUGCAUGGACGCCGACGUCGUGGGAGAGCUGCACUACAGGACGGCGCGGGGCGUGCAGAAGCUUCUGCAGGACUACAAGUCGCUGCAGGACAUCAUCGCCAUCCUGGGCAUGGACGAGCUCUCCGAGGAGGACAAGCAGACGGUGGCGAGGGCGCGCAAGGUGCAGCGCUUCCUGUCGCAGCCCUUCCAGGUGGCCGAGGUGUUCACGGGGCAGGCGGGCAAGCUGGUGGCCCUGGAGGACACCAUCAAGGGUUUCCAGGAAAUCCUGGACGGCAAAUGGGACCACCUGCCCGAGGUGGCCUUCUACAUGGUGGGAUCCAUCGACGAGGUGUCAGCCAAGGCAGAGACCCUCGCCAAAGACCUGCCCUAGGACGCCGUCGAGGAGCCCCACCGGCUCCACCGCACGCUUGUCCGCGUUCUCAACUCGGGACUGGAGCGAUUUCCGUUCGGCUGUCACCUUGUUCUCCGGGCACGGCGAGCUGUACUUGAGCAGGGCAUCGUUGAA
Thrips palmi is the source of this 1547-nucleotide messenger RNA. Its product is annotated as ATP synthase subunit beta, mitochondrial-like. The transcript has 8 exons. The record is from RefSeq and is a predicted model, not a curated record. NCBI's taxonomy places the organism in Eukaryota, Metazoa, Arthropoda, Insecta, Thysanoptera, Thripidae. The coding region runs from base 162 to 1412 and encodes 416 amino acids. Gene Ontology annotation, molecular function: ATP hydrolysis activity; ATP binding; proton-transporting ATP synthase activity, rotational mechanism. Gene Ontology annotation, biological process: proton motive force-driven mitochondrial ATP synthesis.